Myripristis murdjan (pinecone soldierfish) is the source of this 5622-nucleotide messenger RNA. RefSeq names its product guanine nucleotide binding protein (G protein), gamma 7 (gene gng7). Gene Ontology annotation, molecular function: G-protein beta-subunit binding. Lineage: Eukaryota; Metazoa; Chordata; Actinopteri; Holocentriformes; Holocentridae. Gene Ontology annotation, biological process: G protein-coupled receptor signaling pathway. Bases 313 to 519 code for a protein of 68 amino acids. The transcript is spliced from 4 exons. The record is from RefSeq and is a predicted model, not a curated record. Gene Ontology annotation, cellular component: heterotrimeric G-protein complex.
GGGGGAGGCGUUUGGCUCGGUAAAGACGGGGAGUGAACGAGCAGAGAGGGUGAGAAACCAGCGGAUCUGGCCCUUUAAAUCACCAAUACAGCGCAUUCGGAGAGACGAGAGAGACAAGCCAAUGUGAGUCCAGCUUCUCUCCAGCUCUGCUGUUGUGACUCAGAAAGUGUUUUCCUGGACGUCCCAGCACCGCCCAGAGCUCACAUCCCCUCUGCAUCACGUCGCACUUUGGUUCGGACACACGGAGCAGACACCCUAUCUGCACACCAUCAGUCAGUUUUCUCCUGUGUUGGCGUAGUCUGAUGGAUCAGUAUGUCUACCACUAAUAAUAUCGCCCAGGCCAGGAAACUGGUGGAACAGCUGAGGAUUGAGGCAGGGAUCGAACGCAUUAAGGUGUCUAAAGCAGCAGCAGACCUGAUGAGUUACUGUGAGCAGCACGCUCGUAGCGACCCCCUGCUGGUUGGGGUGCCCACCUCCGAAAACCCCUUCAAGGACAAGAAGCCCUGCAUCAUCCUAUAGCCGCGCUCCGCCCCUCCUGACCCUGACACACACACCAACACAUCCACACACACACACACACACACACACACACACAUAUACACACACUCACACACACACUUACCCAGGAACAUACACUCAUGUAUUCACAGAUAUUCACAUAAACACACACACACACACACACAUGCACAGUACAUAGAUUGAUCCUUAGACCUCCCCCUUUCCCUUUGGACACACGCAGACUUUACACACACACACACACACACAUACACGUGUAAACAGACACUCACAGUGGCUAGCCCUGAACCAGCUAACAGGGCCCUGCUUGCUACAUCUAAGACACACAUACACACAAACACUACUAGAAACACACACACUCCCAAAAUAGCCACUCUGGAAAAGCGCCAUACUGCGGAGCCACAGCUAGGGGGCAGGUAUCAUGUGCUCACAGUGGCUGAGAUCAGUAUAUCACUGAGUAUGAUCCAAGGUGCUUUGGUAAUAUUCAUAUAUGCUGGUAAAUUAACUACAAGUGUCAGCUUAACUUGAAAAGGGAUUUGGACAUUAAUAAUCAGUAGGAACCUACACACAGUAAGUCCUAGAGUAAAGCGUUCCUGUGUGGAGUAAUGAGGGGUUGGUUAAAGGAUGGAGGUGGACGGCUGUGCCAUAGGCAGGGAGUGGGAGGGUGCAUGUGGGUGGCCAAAUGGGUGUUGGGCGCUCCAGCCAGCCGUGCCAGAAACUCCCUGGCAUCCCAUUAAGCUCAAUAAGUGCUUCUUUGGCGGGAGUUAAAACUCCACCAGGUCUGGGGCAAGUCCGGCCACUGAGAGAGCUUUGCUCUUGAACCCUAAAUCAUGGUGGGUUCUACUCACUCUGGAGCAAGUGGCUGAAGCCUUUGUCUCUAUCGGGCUAGCAUGUUCCCACCCAACCUACAUCGACAGACCGCCUGCCUUUGGCUCUGGGUCUUUCUGCCUGUGGCUUCACUAUGGCUGUUUGCAGCCUUUGGCCAAAACUCCAGUUGUGCCAACCUGUACAGGUCGCCUCUAGAUGCCGAUCUGUGGUCAGCGGCACCGUUUCUAUUUUCCACCGCAGUGUAUGGCUGGUGCUGGUUGAUAUCAGUUUGUCAGCUGGCCUUAGAUCAGCGUCUGAGAGGCCGCCUCCAGCUGACAAGAGGAGAACGUAGUGAACCGCUCUACACAGAACUCAAGCUAUUAACCCCAGACGUUUACUGCAUUUUUCUUAAGAAAUACUUGUUUGUGAAUUAAAUGUAUGUUUUGAUAUUUUGUUGAAGCAUUACCUAACAGAUAGAUGAUACUGUACAUUUCUCGAUUGUUUUGCAGUACGUUUUUGAAACAGGUGUUGCCCCUGACUUGACGCAGGAUCAGAUUUUCCCGUCCGCAAACGUUUUAACUCUAGCAUUACUGAGGUGAGAGGAGAUCUGAUCCUGUGCCACAGACAGCGCCUGCCCUGCUACCUGCUAGGAUCUAAAUGAAGGUUACUACUGUACAUCGAGCCUCCCUGUGCUUUACCCUGAGAGAGAGCGAGGUCACAGACUGACCAUACCCUUAAAUCAAGCAGUCUGCAACGCAGGCUGGACAAGAAACCUGAAUUAAACAGUAAACUGAAAUUGUCCCCUCCCUAUUUUCCUCAGCCUCUUUUGGGUCUUAUAAUAGACAAGUUGCCUGUUAGUUUAACAAGAGUCAGCAGUGUGAGGGGGAAACACAGGAAAAAGCUUUGGAUAAGGACAGGGAGGCGCUUAGAGCAUUUUGUUCUGUUCUCUUUGCCUCUACUGUGGAGAAGGAAUAGACUUUCUUUUUUAUCUCAGACCAGUCCUGGCUUUAAAUUAGCUUAGACUAGGUUCUUGUCUCCCCACAAGAACCGCCUUUUCACUUUCAUAUGUGUUUUGACUGGUUUAUGAUCAGUGAGAGUCAGCGGUCCUCAGUGGCUCCUUGCGGUCUCAAGCAGGGGGACUCUCAUCACUGACCAGCCGCCUUUCUGGCCUCUCUCCACAGCGCGCCUCCUCUCUGAAAAACCAAACUUGAUUGUAAAAACUGAAGAUGGGAAAAAAGAUAAAGUUAAGAAAAAUGAACGAAGUGUAUAAACUUUCUUUCAGACGUGCAGAAGUGAUAAGUUGAGAGUAGCUGUUUUGGGUUAGUUUGAGUUUCUUCUUUCUAUGGAGUCCAUGGAACCUGGUCAGUUGAGUAUUACCCUGUACAGUGUUUGUAAGAUACAAAUCUAAACACGAAAUCCCCUCUGUGGAUGUUCAAUUUUUUUAGUACUACUUUUCUCUUCUGUCAGUCAGGAUUCUGUCUGUCUUCAUUUUUUUUUUUUUUUUUAGCCAUUCCAGUUUGAGAGGCUUGGUGGUAGUAGAGGUUGGUUGUAACCACAGAUACAAACAGAACAUCUGUUGAGGAUAUAUCACCCAAUAUAAGAUAGGAAUGCGAGACUUGUUUAUGUUUAGGAUCAUAUCCUUUUUAGAGGAUGAAUCAACAUCGGACCUCAUUCCAGUGGCAAGAACCAACCUCCAAUCUGUCCUGUAACACCAGAGGAGCCCAUUGUUUUAAGUCUUUCUGUCUUUCAGGUGUUGGUUUUGAUGGGCAGAGGACAGCGGGGACAUCACACACACACACACACAUUACACAUCACACAUCAGGCUGCCUUGCAGUGGACGCGAGGUCAGGGGUCAAAAGAUGAAGGAUUGGUCACACAUAUUUGUUGCAUUUGUUGUGCAGUUUGUGAUUAAGCUGAUUUACAAGGAAAAUGAGCGGGAGGGGGUUCGGUGUCUUGCUCACAAACACUUGGACAAGUUUCACGGCUGCUGACAGAUACAAACUGUUUGUUGUGGAGACUGAGUCUGCGGCCUUUUUGGUCACUGGGAGGGCUCUUUAAUCACUAGGUCAAAACACCACCCCUGCUAUCCCUGUCAUUUGGGAAUUAGGAGUUUUAGAGGUGGUGAGAGGUGAACAGUUGUUUGUGUCUAGAUUUGUCCUUGUGUGUGUGUAUGGGCACUAGCAGGCAUGCAUGUCAAGUGUGCACAAAUGUGUGUCAAAGACAGACAGUUUGCAAGGGAUAAGCUGCAAAACAAAUCCACCUUAACAAUAGCGUAUUUUGUUUUAAAAUUGUAUUUUUCUCAAAAUAAGUUUUAAAAAAUCUGCCCGUGUGGUGGGAUGAUGCCACCUUUUCUCGUGCAAUUUCACUUGCUUGCCGGAUUUUAUUAAAACAAGUGACAGUAUCUUGAAAGAAGGUACUCCAUUUGCAGAUUUGUUAACUUGCUAUGAGAAAAAUUCAGUUUUAAAACCCGGUGCAAGAUUGAAUCACGGUUUAACGUGAAUGCUUUUUUGCAGUGCAGGCCACGGCUUGCAACACAGAACCCUGCAUUCAUCGUGUAUUUGCCUUCGUUCCAUGCAGAUUCACUUACAGAGAUCAGGCCACUCCGAUAGUCCAGCCACAAAAGGGACCUGGAGCAAGGCCUGAGAGAAGGAUAAGUGUCUGUGUGCGUGUGUGUGUGUGUGUGUGUGUGCGUGUGUGUGUGUGUGUGUGUGUGUGUGUGUGUGUGUAUGCAUGCAGACAUGCGCAGGUACGUGCUUGUGCUGAGUGUUUGAUAGCUGAGCGAGACAAUUCUACAGAAGUAGUUGGAGAAGGGAAGACACGAGAUUCAUGCAUGUUUGUAUGCAUGUGCAUACAGGCUUAUUACUUGUAUGCACAUUGCUAUGUUCAUCUAUGUGUGUAUGUGUGUGUGUCUUUGUGUGUGUGUGUGUGUGUGUGUCUGUGUGAGCAAGAACACAGUGCCUCCAGUGCUGUGCAGAGUGUCAAGUAGUAGUAUUACAGUACUGCAGCCCUACAUUUUGAGGUCGGGGUGUUUCUGACUGGAGGAGAGGUCAUGUGAUGUCGUGUGAGUCAGAACAGCAGAUUUGGUUUCUACAGAGCUGUGCACAAUCUGCUAGACAGAGGCAUCAGACAAAAAAGGGGUACUCUUGCACCCUAAAUUGUUCAGCAAGGUGGAGGUGGGAGUGCUAUUUUUUGAAUUAUCAGCAAAAUGCACACAUCAAAAAGGAGCAAUUUCUCCCAAAGGAGCAGCGCGGCCUCCAACCACCUUGACCCCGUCUAUUUGUGUCUCAGCCACAGUUUUUUUAGCUGCAGUUACUGUUAUCAUUUAAGCUUUGAGACUGACAGGCUUUGUAUCACAUUGGUAGAGAUGAUUACAGUUAGUACAAGGCUGACUGUUGUUGCUCCACCAAGAUAGAAAGAAAAGGGGCCUGGCAGGGUGUCCAAUCAAAUUGGAGAGGUAGACACUUCAGUUGCCUAACAGCCUGACAACGUCUUUCACAGAUGUGGGUUUUCUGAGUAAAAACUGCAGUGACACUUGAAGUAGGAAGUUACCCCGAAUUUCUAAUGUGGGAUAAGUUAACCCGAGCAGCUAGUGUUUCAGGCAAGGUCCUAGAAAAGCACUGUAGUGUGGGGUAUGAACACAAGCAUGCACACACACAUACACACACACACAUACACACACAUACACACACACAUACUCUCUCUCCCUCCUGCUGUUGUCCUGAUGAAGUCUGAACAAUGUUAUUUUUAUUUUAUUUUAUUUUUUUUUUUUCAAUCAUUCCAUAGCUGGUUGGGCUUACAAUCAGAGACAGCCAAUCUUAAGUUAUUGGUUGGUUGACAGUUUGUCUGAUUGGUUGGUUGUUAGUUUGCCUUAUAGUGGCGUAUAUUGUGUUAAUGCUGGUCCUGGGGCAUCAGAUUGACAGAGUGAACAGUCUUAAGUAGAACACAUGGCUCAAGAUGGAAAUCCACUGGUGUUGUGACAUUGUUCUGUGGAACAAAGCGAGCCCUGUAAAAUUAAUUUCUGGUCAAGUGGGGAGAGUUGAGGCUCCUCACUGGCGGACCUCAUAUCAAACAUCACUUAAUCGGCUCUGAGCCCUCCCCGAGACUCAUCUUUUGUGUUCUGAUCUCCUGUGUAUGCAUACAGUAUAUGUAUCUUUUUGCCUUGAUUGAUUAUGAAGAAAAUAUAUCUAUUUUUUGUAACUGUUCUUCUCUGAUGUGCCAUAACUCAUGUUUUCUUGCACACUGUUAAUAUUUUGUGGAUAUUGCUGUUAAAAAAUGAUAUUGAGAAGUAGAUAACAUUAA